UAACGAAGCCUGGAGAUAUAUGGGUGGCUUUGCAAAACCUGUCACCUUAGCAGAAGUCUUUACCAGGGGACUCAAGUGGGGAUUUGCAGCUUUCGUCGUAGCUCUUGGCAUUGAAUAUACCCUGUUUCCUCCAAAGAAGGGUGGAGGCCAUCACUGA
Messenger RNA from Antrostomus carolinensis (chuck-will's-widow), 157 nucleotides. RefSeq names its product NADH:ubiquinone oxidoreductase subunit B3 (gene NDUFB3). NCBI's taxonomy places the organism in Eukaryota, Metazoa, Chordata, Aves, Caprimulgiformes, Caprimulgidae. The record is from RefSeq and is a predicted model, not a curated record. Gene Ontology annotation, biological process: electron transport chain; mitochondrial respiratory chain complex I assembly. The transcript has a single exon. The annotation marks the transcript as partial. Gene Ontology annotation, cellular component: mitochondrion; respiratory chain complex I.